Molecule: messenger RNA, 1789 nt
Organism: Cyprinodon tularosa
Lineage: Eukaryota; Metazoa; Chordata; Actinopteri; Cyprinodontiformes; Cyprinodontidae
Gene: ltb4r2b
Product: leukotriene B4 receptor 2b
Exons: 5
Coding region: 159-1235 (358 amino acids)
Biological process (GO): G protein-coupled receptor signaling pathway
Cellular component (GO): membrane
Molecular function (GO): leukotriene receptor activity
Source: RefSeq, a predicted model, not a curated record
ACACACCUCUCUUCCUUGUGCUGUAAAACCAAAGCAUGUUGCAACCUGCAGGGAAGGACAAGAUCUCCUUUAUAAUAAACUAACAGAGACUGAAAGCAGGACGAGAGCCGGAUUUUUUCAUCCAACAAAGAUCACCAAAAAGCCAACCUAAUUAGAGAAUGGUCCACUCUCAGAAUCAAAUACACCCAGAGGAAGAAGAUAGUUCCGUAAGCAAUGAUUACGCCACAGCCAUCGGCGCCCUGAUCCUAAGCCUAGUUUUCCUCCUGGGCGUACCCGGCAACCUCUUCAUCGUCUGGAGCAUCCUAGCGCGCACCAGGAAGCGCUCUGUCACCACCAUCCUCAUUCUCAACCUGGCAUGUGCAGAUGGAUUGCUGAUGGCACUCACCAUCUUCUUCAUCAUCUACUUGGCCAAGCAGUCAUGGAUCUUCGGCUCAGUUUUGUGUAAAGGUCUCUUCUACUUGUGCAAUGCCAACAUGUACGCCUCCAUCUUCCUGAUCACCCUGAUGAGCGUUCACAGGAUGGUGGCAGUACUGUUUCCACAGAAGCUGUUUCUAAUAACCAGAAAGAUUGUGAUUAGGGUGAUCCUGGGCAUGUGGGUUCUGGUCAUGGUGAUCGCCAUCCCCUCAUUGGUGUUUCGAGAACUGGAAGAGGAGCCUGAUGGCAAUACCACUAAGAUACGGAUUGUGUGUGCGCCGAAUCACACCAUUGCCAGUCAUGUCAGGUUCCAGUACGCUCUAGAGACUGUUUCAGGAUUCAUUCUUCCAUAUGCAGUUAUCAUAACCUGCUACGUCCUCACCCUGAGACGCUUGAGGCAGACCCAGUUCCAACGAAUGAUUCGCAGCGAAAAACUCAUCCUCGCCAUUGUUAUAACAUUUGGCGUAUUUUGGUUCCCAUACCACGUAAUCAACAUGGUGCAGGUUGCAGCAGAGUGGUACAAUGAGGGUUCAAGAACGAAAGAAGUGCUGGACAGCAUUCAUCAGUCCUGCCGAGCAGUGACCUCAGCUUUGGCUUUCAUCAGCAGCUGCGCCAACCCUGUCCUUUAUACUUUUGCUGGAAAGUCCUACAUCAAGAAAAACGGCUUUGCCUUCAUGGCUAAGCUCUUUGAAGGCACGUCGUCAUCGGAUCAAUCAGCAAACAAAAUGAGUCGUGUGAUUAGCAAAGACAGUACGGGAUAUAUUAAAAAUGAGUCAAUAAACAAUGAAAGUAUAAAUAUAGCAAAUGGAUCAAGCAUCUAGCUAAAAGCACCAAAUAUACCUAAAUGCAUGUUUUCUGGUAGAAGACAAGUUACACUGUAAAGCCUUCAAUUUUUAAACAUUACCAUAAAUUACUACAGACUAAAACACACAUAUAUAUAUAUAUAUAUAUAUAUGUGCACGUGUGUCUGUGUGUGUUUACAAAAUAAAUGACGCUAAAUUACCAUUUAACUACCUUUAACCAUACAUCUCCUUUACUGAAAAUGAUAGAAAAACAAUGCUGUCCCACUUUUGAACAUAAUAUAUGUAGCUCAACAUGCACUUUAGAUAAUAAAAAAACUGGUAAAAAUGUAAUCUUGUAACAUUAUUAGACUAUGGAGGUCUGCUUUUGAAAAAGUGUUCUUAGACUGCAUGGAUUCGCACAUUUGCUGAAAAGAGUUUUACUAAGCUGAUCUGUUGAUCUAUCCAGGAAGUGGUGCACCUAAACAUCAAAGCUUUGGUCCAGCUAAGGCUGUUAACAACAAAAUUACUUGCUAAGAAAAAAAAAAAGCGUGUAAUCUUAUUUAGAAUUCAGAAUAAACUGGCUUAUGUUGAAA